Messenger RNA from Seminavis robusta, 2422 nucleotides. The record is from the annotation of a GenBank genome assembly. Lineage: Eukaryota; Bacillariophyta; Bacillariophyceae; Naviculales; Naviculaceae.
CCCCUCGUAGCACGUUCAUCAUGCUGCCUCACAAAAUGGAUCGGAUGACAUUGGAUGACAACCUCACAAACCAACCACAAUGACAACUUCUAAAGAAGAGGGAAGCAAGGAUGCUGCCGCCGAUCCCACGACAACAGAGUUGCGUUCACUAAGCAAUGAUAAGUCCUGGCAGCUUUCGGUCAAUGAUAGAUGCGUUCGAAUUGAAUGCCUCGAACCGGACUGCAACUGGACGAUUUUGUCAUCGGCCGUUCUGAAUGGCGGGUUGCAAAAGAUCUCCUCCUCCUCGAAGCAGCGCAGUUCUUCUUUGCACAUUUUGAAUGCAAAAGUUCCAGCAGAAUACGAUGGGAUUUCCCCCGAUCCCAAGGAAUUGCUACGGCAAAUCGGCAGCAAAGAAAUCUCCAAUGCAAGGAACAGUAGCGCAAACGACACGACCAUUGGGUUGCUGACGGCAGCUUCCAUGAAAACCCUCCGAGUGGCAUCUACACAAGCAACCGGUUCUUGCGGCAAAACAUUCAUUGUCGAUGCAAUUGUCACGGCCGGAAUUUCCAACUCUCGAGUAGCAGGUGCCGAUGCUGAUAUGUUCUAUUUUGUGGCAGAUGAUUCUUCCAAUAGUAAUGCUGACGACUCGCCAGACAACGACCAGCCAAAAGACACGACAAACUUUGGAACAAUCAACACGAUUAUUCUUACUAACAUGGCGUUGGAUGAAUCCUCUGCUUUGAUUGAAGCGUACACUGUAGCAAUCGAGGCCAAGUGCCGCGCCGUCACGGAUCUUGGGAUCAAGUGUGCCAAACAUCCAAAUGAAACCGCAACAGGAACCGGAACGGACAGCACUGUACUAGUCACUCCUACUACGGACGACGAUCAAGAUGAAAGCAAAACAACAGCUAUUCCUUAUGCUCAAAAGCACACUUUGGUGGGUGAACUGAUCGGGCAAGCCGUGUACGAAGCGACCAAAGAAGCCAUGCAAACAAAUCUCACCGACUUCUACCGAGGCCAUGCCUAUCCAAGCCUAAUGUAUCGGUUGCGUUGCUAUCGAUUACAACUUUGGCACGCCUUGCAAGAGGGACAUCUUCCCUUGGUCCCUUCAAGGCCAAUGGUGCCAAUCCCAACGCCGAGCGGCUGGGUCUUGCUUGUAGGGGUGGUUGGAAUGAUUUGGACACUGGCAGUUCACAUAUUCUUGGUUGGCGGCGAAGAAGAUGCAGAAGCCGGACAAUGUCAAUCACAAGACUAUUCCAUCCUUCCAGAACAGGCCACUCCGGCUCCAUCUGCGAGUAUUCUAUUGGCAGUUCUUUGGGGGGACAGAUUUCUGGGUUCCCAUUUGAUGCCCCUGGCCAUACACCCAGUUGUCCUUGUCGGAAAGCUAAUCACAAAUCUUCUUCGACUGGUACCGGAGCCGUACUUUCAACCGACACAUCCAAUACUUGGCUUCUUGAGCGGUUGCAGUCUUUGGGGGUGUACAGCCUUCUUUUCCGUGGGAACGGCGUGGUGCGUGUUACAAUUGCCAAGACUGGCGGCUCUGCAUGUACCGACCAUGCUCGGACUUGCUGGUGUUGUCAAGACCAACUUGGAUUCAUGCUCUAGCACGGUCGAUCCUGGUUGGCCAACAACAAUCAACUCUUUUCUUGUGUUCGCCAACUGGAUACUUCAUGUAUUCCUUGUACGGGGGGCGUUGUCGCUCCAGCUCCUCUGUAAUGUAGCUCUUCAAAUGGCGCACUUUCUGGAACGUGGCCAGUUACAAAAGGCGAGAGCACAACUGUCCUGGCUUUGCAGCCGUGACCCUUCCCAACUACAAGCGGAUGAGCUAGCGGGUGGUACGCUGGAAUCCUUGUCAGAGAACUUGUCGGACAGCGUGGUAUCACCACUGUUUUACUAUGUACUCUUUGGGCCACUGGGAGCCUUUGCUUUUCGCACGAUGAAUACAUUGGAUUCCAGGGUCGGCUUUAGAGGUCGAUGCGAAUGGGUCGGCAAGUUUUCCGCACGAUGUGAUGAUUUGCUGAAUCUUAUACCAGCGCGGCUGACAGCCCUGCUCUUGGUGGUCGCUGCUGGCCUUCUGCAGCCUUCGAGUGGUUUUGCUCCAGUUAUACAAAAGGGACUAAGCGUUGCAUGGCGAGAUGCAAGUCAAUGCGAUUCCCCAAAUGCGGGCUGGCCAAUGGCCACCUUUGCCGGGAUUCUGGAUGUGCGAUUGGAGAAGCGAGGGCAAUACUCAUUGAAUGGACCCCCGAACGGCGGCACUGGCAAGGCGCCAGGCCAUCAAGACAUUCGACGAGGUCACACCAUUGCUCAGCUUGCGGGGAUUCUGGCUUUUCUUGUGGCCAUGGCUGCAUCUGCAAUUUGGAAUAGCAUAUAAAGUUAACCUUCCAUCCUCUUGAAUAUCGUUGUUUCCUUCAUUCGCUCUCUUAACUUCAUCCUUUCUUCCACG